GCUGGAAGCACUCGAUUACGCCGAGGCGAGACUCCCGCGUGGAGCGUGAUGCCCGCUCCCUCCAUCCAUCACUCCCCAAUUGGCCAGCUAUCGCAUUGAUACGGCGGCGACAACGCUUGCAACACUGAGAACAGUAGAUCUACGACAAGGAUGCUGACGGCCCACCACCAAAUGUAUCACCAACACCGCCACUCGAGCACAGGCUCGUCCAGUGGAACAACCUCCACCGCUGGCCGCAAGCGCGCGGUACCAACAACGCUACCCCCACUCGCAGCUCUCCUCGAGCAGCUCUCGCUGCGCGUCUCGGCCGUGCGCCUCAGCAAGCGCGACGUGCGCUACGAACUGCACGUGGAGCACGCCGCCUCGCAGACCCGCUGGCGCAAGGCGCGCUCCUUCGACGAGUACAAGUCUUUCCAGUCGCAGCUGCUGGCUGCGCUGCGCCUGGGUCACUUCUGCCAGGCUGAAUGCCCAUGGCUAUAUACGUUUGUCAAGAGCUACUUCCCGGGAUCCGCGUCGCUUUUCGGCUUCGGUGGUCACAGCGACUGCGCCGUGGAGAAGCGUCGCGACGCACUGGAGCACGUGCUGACGUCGCUGCAGAAGUUCGUAGUGAACCGACAGAACGCGGCAUCGUGCUCCAUUGUGGCCAGCAGCAUAACGCAGCUGGUGGCGGAUUUCAUCCUGGGUGACGUGAGUGAGAAGCGUCACCCGCUGAACGGACUGUGCAGCAGCAGUAACAGCAGCUUCAACCUCGGAAGUUUGCGUGACAGUGUGUGUUCGUCCAUGUCGUUGACGUCGGACGAGGGCGAUGAGCUAGCGGAUGAAGCGGAGGAUGCAGCGGGUGUGUGCACGUUGUGCAGCUCGAGUCUGGACGGCGAGGCGUUUGGUGCGUCGACUUUUUCAGAGACGGACAGCAGCUCAUCGAGCCACCGUAGCAGCGUGCUGAGCUACACGACCUCGCUGUCGUGCGGCCACCAAUUUCACGACGAGUGCAUUGUGCCGAAACUGAACGAGGAGAUGCGAUGCCCAACAUGUCAAGCAGAGGUUGACUCAUUCUAAAGCAGACUCCGAUCUGGAAUACUGUUCUUAGAUAUUUAUUCAUGCACAGCGCAUGGCGAACUUGUAAGCGCUUCAACGAGGUUAACAAGAUACUUAUGUAUGAGAUUUGGAAUUUAGUUUUGAGUUUUGAAUCGGUUUAAAGAAGUAAGAGUGUGCUAUUGCAUCGACGUUUCCUGCCGCUGUAGUUACGCCCACGUUCACGAGACCCAUUUUGAAGUACUAGUAUUAUCAAGAA
Messenger RNA from Phytophthora nicotianae INRA-310, 1291 nucleotides. RefSeq lists its product as hypothetical. The transcript has a single exon. The record is from RefSeq and is a predicted model, not a curated record. Lineage: Eukaryota; Oomycota; Peronosporomycetes; Peronosporales; Peronosporaceae. Bases 151 to 1056 code for a protein of 301 amino acids.